UCAACAGGUGGUUUGGUUGACAGCCGGCUACGGUCAUACUUUUGUUUGUUGCCAGGGUAACCACUCACUCCCAAGAGGGGUUUUGCUUCUUCUGCCAGUCCGAAACGGUAUCUAGCGUGUUGCGCAUAUUGCUCGAAAUCAUUCCCUUCAUAACCCUCACACGUUGCGAUGGCCGGACGAACGCCAAGUGUGAUAAUUGUUGGUGCCGGCAGUGCAGGCAUUGCCGCUGCCACACGCCUUCUGGACCGGGGCUUUCGCAAUCUAACGAUCCUGGAGGCAGAAAAUCGACUCGGCGGUCGCAUUCACUCGGUACGGCGGGGCGGCAACGUGCUUGACUAUGGUGCGCAAUGGGUGCACGGUAAGCAGAACAACUUCAUCUACGAUAUGGCCUCCCAGUACGGGCUGAUCGAGGUGGAGCAGCACAAGGAGAACGAUGUGUACUACAAAUCGACCGGCGAGCUGGUGCCGAAGGAAACGUCCGACCGUGUGCUAGAGACGCUGCACAACCUGCUCGAAGAAGAUGCCGACGGUUUGCAGUCCUACACGGGUUCGCUCGGAGCGUACUACGAUCAAGUGUUUUACGACGCGGUUCGGGCCGGAAAGUUUGCCGGCAUCGAUCAGCGCACCUGCUAUCAGCUGUACCAGUUCUUUAUCAAGUACCACAACACGUACAAUGCCACCGAUACGCUGCACGAGGUGUCCGGUGCCGGCCUGCUCGAGUUCGAAGAUAACCAGGACGAGUUUCUUAUCAACUGGAAGAAUCGUGGCUUCCACACGCUGCUCGAUUUGCUCAUGCGAAAGCUUCCGGAACAAAGCGGCCCACCUAUACCAGUAGAAGAGUACACAAAGUUUAAUCAUGUCGUGAAGACUAUUAAAUGGAACUGUCCCGAGAACCCACACCACCACCGAGUGUCUGUAACGUGUACCAACGGUGCCACGUUCAGUGCUACCCAUCUCAUACUCACCGUGUCACUCGGUGUGCUGCAGGACCUGCACACCGGCUGGUUCGAUCCACCCCUGCCCGAACCGAAACAGAACGCCAUCCAAGGUCUGUACAUCGGCACGAUCGACAAGCUGUUCCUGGAGUUUGAUGAGCCAUUCUGGCCGCAGGACGGCAGCUGGCACGGCUUCGGGCUGCUCUGGGAAUCGGCCGAUCUCGAGCAGCUGCGCCACGACGGUCGCCAGUGGUUGCGCAGUGUUUGCGCCUUCUUCGUGCCGGACCGUACCGAGCGGCUGCUGGUGGGCUGGAUCUACGGCCACGAUGCACGCACGAUGGAAGCCCUGCCGGAGGGGCAAGUGAUCGAUGGAUUGAUGUACUUGUUGCGUAAGUUUUUGCCCCAUCUGCCCGUCCCGGCCGGUCCACGCUGGUUUUCGCGCAGCCGCUGGUACAGCAAUCCACACUUUCGCGGUUCGUACAGCAGUCGCUCGAUGCGAUCGGACGCAAUGCGGGCGACGGCAGCCGCGCUGGCCGAACCGCUGACAACGGAGCGGGCUGUGCCGAUCGUACAGUUUGCGGGCGAAGCAUCCCAUCCACAGUUUUACUCGACCGUUCAGGGUGCGGUUGGAAGCGGUUGGCGCGAGGCGGAUCGUUUGAUCGCGCUUUACAACAACCGACCCGGGGCGGCCGAUUCGGAGAACAAUGGGCAGCGAACGUUAAGGGGGAAGCUGUAGCUUCAGCCGCUAACGAUCCCGACAACGUUUAUGCGUUGAUAAAGACGUGAUGAUUGUUUAAAGUUUUAUUGAA
Molecule: messenger RNA, 1744 nt
Organism: Anopheles gambiae (African malaria mosquito)
Lineage: Eukaryota; Metazoa; Arthropoda; Insecta; Diptera; Culicidae
Product: spermine oxidase
Exons: 5
Coding region: 169-1671 (500 amino acids)
Molecular function (GO): polyamine oxidase activity
Source: RefSeq, a predicted model, not a curated record